AUGCAUCCACUCUGGAGGCUCCUGGUCCUCCUCAGCUUGCUGGCCUUGCCCUUGGCCCUGCACGAGCAGCCCUGGCCCGGCCCGGCCAACGCCCAGACGGACAGCAAAUCUACCCUGGCGAGAAUUAUUGCCCAGGGCCUCAUGAAGCACAACGCAGAGGGCCGAAUCCAGAACAUCCGCCUCCUAGACAGUCUGAAUGCCUCGGGCCAGAUGGCCCCAGGGGUGGUGGGCUGGUUGAUUGGCAGCAUGGGCCUCCAGCAGCACCAGGAAGGCAGACGGGCUGGCCUUGUGUGUCAACCCGAGGCCUUGACGUGUGAGGUCCCUCACUCUCGCGGGGUCUCUGCUCUUUCCUUGUGCAGCGCCAACGUCACCAAUGUUCAGCUGGACUAUGGCGAGAUCCGGAUGUCUUUCCGUAAGGAGUGGUUCUCCGCAAACAUCUCCGUUGAAUUCGAGGCUGACCUGAGACUGCCCCUCAAUAACAAGAUCAUAACGGCGCAUGCGCGCGUGCACCUCGCUGUGGAGUUCUGGCUGGAGAAAGACGAGUUCGGCCGGAGGGAUCUGGUGAUAGGCAAUUGCCGCGUGCAGCCCGGCAGCGUCCGCACCACAAUCCUGACUGAAGAUAGCCCACCAAAGAUGAAACAUUUUCUCCGCAACCUCAGAGAGAACUUGGAAAAGGUUAUCCCACACCUGGUAGAAAGUCAGGUGUGUCCUCUGAUUGGUGAAGUCCUCAGGCAGCUGGAUGUGAAACUGCUGAAAAGCCUCAUGGAACAGGCUGCUUCUCAUGAACCCAACCAACUGUGA
Messenger RNA from Diceros bicornis minor, 801 nucleotides. It is a transcript of the gene BPIFA3, whose product is annotated as BPI fold containing family A member 3. Gene Ontology annotation, molecular function: lipid binding. NCBI's taxonomy places the organism in Eukaryota, Metazoa, Chordata, Mammalia, Perissodactyla, Rhinocerotidae. The transcript is spliced from 7 exons. Bases 1 to 801 code for a protein of 266 amino acids. The record is from RefSeq and is a predicted model, not a curated record.